Molecule: messenger RNA, 648 nt
Organism: Pieris macdunnoughi
Lineage: Eukaryota; Metazoa; Arthropoda; Insecta; Lepidoptera; Pieridae
Source: the annotation of a GenBank genome assembly
AUGGAUUCAGAUAUUGAUAUUGAAGAACAUAAUUUGUUUGAAAAUCCUGAGUUACGUGUUCUUUUCCCGGAUAUAACUGCGCUUAAACAGGAGAUUUAUGAUGAAUAUGUUGAAGUUACUAAUAUACCAAAUGACAGAACAACCCUGAAACGUGAAUAUCAAUUAGAACUAGCUCACUCUCAGCAUUUUGAUGAAAAUCAACAAAGGGCUGGAAAGAAAAAACGUGCAUUACAAGAAAAAACAUGCAUUUUAAAAAACAAAAUAGUCAUUGGCUCAGAACCAAAGUCAUCCAAAACUACAUAUAGUUCUAUGAAACAUAAUAUAACAAAGCAGGUUAUAGAACAUUGUCAAAUUCAUAUAUUAAAUAAUAGGGAUCCAAAAACUAACAUAGAACAUCGGGAACAGGAUGUUAAUUCAAAAGAUUCUAUAGAUGGCAGGAAGGUGUACUAUUUUGAACCAUAUUAUUAUGCUAAGGAUGAUAUUUGGUUGAAGCAUCUAUUUAAUGGAUUAUCACUGGAAGAAAUUACCAAAAAACUGCCCCAUUCUAUUUAUAGAUUUGAGAGUAGAAUAAAACUAGAAAUAUCUCAAGAGGCGGAGCGGUCGAAAGCCAAGGGUCGCAACCCUUCCCCCUACACCCAUAUACCCUAA